AUGGACUUGCUCAUCAUACUCUUGGAAGACAUCAUGGACUUGCUCUUCAUGCUUUUGGAGGACAUUAUGCUUUUGCUCAUCAUGCUUUUGCUCAUCUUGCUCAUCAUGCUUUUGCUCCUCAUGCUUUUGGAAGACAUUAUGCUCUUGCUCAUCAUGCUUUUGCUCAUCAUGCUCUUGCUCAUCAUGGACUUGCUCAUCAUGGACUUUGACAUUCCCAUGCUUUUGGAGGACAUCAUGGACUUUGUGGAACUACUACUCAGCUUCCGUGGAGGGAGCUUGCUCCCCAUGGUCAAGCAUGCCACAAGGGCUACCUGA
Seminavis robusta is the source of this 315-nucleotide messenger RNA. The record is from the annotation of a GenBank genome assembly. Lineage: Eukaryota; Bacillariophyta; Bacillariophyceae; Naviculales; Naviculaceae.